Mesorhabditis belari is the source of this 885-nucleotide messenger RNA. The record is from the annotation of a GenBank genome assembly. Lineage: Eukaryota; Metazoa; Nematoda; Chromadorea; Rhabditida; Rhabditidae.
AUGGAUAUCAAUUUCCGAAAUGUUUCCGGAACCUAUUAUCUUGAUAUUGAGUUAUUCACGAGAGAUUAUCAACAAUCCGGUAGCUAUAUUGCUUUAGCGUUCGCCGAUCACCCAGAAAUGUGGAGUUCAUUUGUUUCCGAAUGUUCUUCAAUGAUCGGCACAGAAACGAUGACGCCAAAGAUCUCUUACAAUAAUAAUCGACCAGAAAAUAUACGAAUCAAUGGCUUGACGCAAGACGAUAUGUCAAAGUUGUUGACGAAUUUUAUUCUCACCGAAGCCGAUGGACAAAUUCUAUGCAAAUUCACCCAACAAAUCAACAAUUUACCUUUCAAGAACGAUUUAAUCUACAGUUAUAAAGAAGAAGAUGAAAAAUAUUUGCUUUUUGCAAGAGGGGCAACAAGUUUGAGUGGACUAACAAUGCACAAUUACAACGAAAAGGUGGCAUCCACUUACAAAACGAAAAUUAGACGAAUAUUUGGUGUUGAUUGCCCAAGUGGAUUCGAUUAUUUUCCGGAUUGGCAACUUUGCAUUGGCAGCACCUUGAAAGAAGGUGACGGUUGGACAGCGAAUGAGCAAUCGUGUUUCAUUGAGGGAGGAAAUUUGGUGACAAUUCAUGAUGCAUUCUAUAAUAAUUUUAUUGGGAUGACUGCCUUGAAGCAAAUGGGAUCAUAUCGAGUAAUGAUUGGAUUGAAGCAAAAUGGAACCGUUUGGGAAUGGGUUGAUGGAUCGGCGUUCGAUUACCAGAGAUGGGCACCUGGAGAGCCAUCAAACAAAGACGGAGAUGAGGAUUGUGCCUAUUUGGAUCCAAAUAACAACAAUUGGUACAGUGGAGAAUGCUUUUAUUUGACCAAUUUUCUGUGUCAGAUUCCGCUUGUGUUAAACAAA